Brassicogethes aeneus is the source of this 7654-nucleotide messenger RNA. Lineage: Eukaryota; Metazoa; Arthropoda; Insecta; Coleoptera; Nitidulidae. The record is from the annotation of a GenBank genome assembly.
AAAACGCCAGUGCAUAAAUGUCAUUUCUACGCAAAAAUAGGAAAUUGAUGUUGCUCUCGGGGACAUUGUUAGACGAUAAUAAUAUCUCGAGGUAUUGCAGUGGCUGUGUAGUGUUUUCGGUGGUGUAAAAUGUGACGGUUUAAAGAACCUUACGGAAUAGGUAAAAGUUUUUCGCGAUCGAUACAACAAAUACAAGUGUAAAUACAAAAAAAUCCGAUGUUCUUUGGUGCAUAUUUUGUGCAGUGACAGUUUAAAAUUAUGGAUAUAUCAUGGAAAUUAAUUAGUUUAUCGCUGGGACUGCUACUGUUUCAAUUAUGCAAUGGAUUUCCUAUUAAUUUGGAAAACACUUCUGCAGAUUCGCAUUCCCAGCUGCUGACGGGACUUGUAGCGGUUCUAUUGACCGUUUGCAGCGUCGUCUUUUUGGUCGGAUGCCUUUGUUGUCACCGUAAAAAUGGAUUUAAGGAAUUUCGGGAUAGUCCGGUGGUAGCCUCGACUUCUUCAAAUUUGGACCAUGGCCAUGUUAACCCCAUUUCUAAUGGAGAAUUUACGAUAUUCACUCCAUUAUCACCUCCACAUCAAAAUAACAACGUGUUUCUUGCCAAUCAACAGAUAAUAACUAGAACCCCUGAUGAUUAUACUUAUGGAGAUGUAGACGUCAGUAAUUGGUUUGGUCCUGGAGAAAAAGAGUUUCCAAGAAAUAAAUUAAAAUACAUAAAGGAACUUGGAAGAGGCUGGUUUGGAAAGGUUGUGGAAGGUGCUGCCCAAGAAAUAGGCAACAAUCACCAGCAAUGGACUCCCGUGGUGGUUAGGAUACUUGAAGCUUCAGCUUCGAGCCGAGAGCGGGUGAUUUUUCUCCACGACGCUUCGAUUUAUAGGUGCGGUACUCACCCUAAUCUGCUCAAGCUGAUUGGACGAUGUCUUGACACCAUACCUUUGUUGCUGCUUCAAGAGUAUUGUCCUCAGGGAGACUUAAAAAACUACUUGAGACUGAACAAGUUAAACUCUGAAAAUUCAGUAUUAUCAACUGAGUACCCCUUAAUAUGGAGUUGCCAACUGACGUCAGCUUUAAAGUUUCUUCACGAAAAAAACGUUACUCAUCCCGAUUUGGCAAGCCGAAACUGCCAGCUGACGUCGAAUCUCACUCUGAAGCUGGGCGACUACGGCCUCGCCGUCCAGCGCUACCCGCAAGACUACUAUCAGGGAUCUGAGGGCGUGGCGGUCAGGUGGUGCGCGCCCGAGUCCCUGAUCUGCACGUCGACCACCAUCCAACCGAAAAAGAUCACCAAGGAGGCGAACGUGUGGUCGCUGGGCGUGACGAUAUGGGAAAUAUGCGAGUGCGGUGAGCAGCCGUACGUGACCCUGACCGACGACGAGGUGGUGUCGCAAGUCUUAGGAUCUCCAAAUUUUAGACUGACUAGACCUACUUUUACAGUACUUUAUACAGAUUAUAUAUACCGUUUAAUGGAGCUAUGCUGGACCAAUGCAGAAUCACGUCCUUCCGUAGCACAAAUCGACUUAAUGCUUUCCGAUCUGUUGCUAGUCCACAAAAACACGAACGCGUCUUCUAACAGCGCAGCGGCGGUGGAGCCGUCCGAUUUCGAUAAGCGAUGGGAGUCCCUCAAGCCAAACCACAUUGUCAAAACCGACAAUCACAUCACUAGCUCUAUAGGCACACUAGAGGGAGACUUCGUGAUCGAAAUCACGAAGCCCCUGUCUCCCAGCUUAAACAACUUGCACGGUUCGUUGGACAAUUUGGCUGGAAACCGUGGCAAGUUGUUGGAGUUCAAACUUGGCCCUGCCCCUCCAUCGUUGGACCAAAGCACGUUGAGUGACAGUUUGAACGGUAGCCUGCCGCAUAGGAGCAGCGAAAGUGAGACGGAGGACGAGAAUUGGAAGAAGAAGAUCGAGCUGGGGGCCUAUACGGAGAAAGUGCGACAAAAAUCCAAGUCUGUAGCCGAUCUGAUGGUCCUUACUCACAUCGAUUACUCGGAGUCCGAAUCUGAAACGCCCUUGCCCAGUUUAGAUUAUAGAAUUAAUUACAAAAACGUAAGAUAUCCCCCCAAAAGUAACCUGGAGAAUGUUAGCCUAACAUUCGGCAGCGAGGGAAACUUGCUGAGUGUCCACGACACUUUCCAAGAUGAGCUGAAGAAGCUGCAAGAAGAACGUAGAGAUAGUCUGCUUUUCGUACCUGAUAACCAUAGUCAAAAUACAGUUAGUUUUAAUGAAAAUGAACCCUUCGUAGAUUUACUAAAAGUGUCAAAUAUUAAUGAUGAGUCGCCUAGCAAAAGGCUAAUGCAAGAACUGAACAGCGGCGCGGAUAUUAAACCCGCAAACCAAGUUUACAAUGUAUUUAAGGUUACCAUUGAUAAAUACAGCCCCUUACAUGUAAAUAGUGUCAAGUUGCAGGAAAUUAUUAACUUGGAAGAUUACGACGAAACCAUUUCAGUUGAUGGUCCAAAACUCGCAGAAGAAAACAUAUCAGAAACAAUAAAACCUAAAAAACAAGAAGUUGAAAAGGUAUUUAUGCAUUCUUUGCCAAACCAUACAACAGAAGAAAAACCAGAAAAAAUUGUUGAUUCUCACAAAAUUGAUUUUGUUGUAGAAGACAAACCACCAUUAAACAAUGCAGAACCUAAAACACAAAGAAUAGAAAAUGUGGCGGUAGAUUUUUUGCCGAACGACGCAACUGUUGAGGAAAAUUCACCAUUACACAAUAAAAAAACUGAUUCAAUUAAGACAAGUUACACGGUCCCAACACUGGUCCAAUUAAUUGAAUCAAGAGAUGAGCUAAUGGAUUAUAUUAUUACGAAUUACGAUCAUGACAGUUUAGAUGAUUCUUUUGAAAAGGAAAUUGAUGAAGGCCCAGUAAAAAGUACUAGUAUUAAGUUUAAUUCGGAAAAUUUGUAUCAAAGUGAUAGUAUUGAAAGUAUUAAAUUGAGUGAUAGAGGGGAAAAGAAAAUGGACGUUAAUGUAGCAUUUAUAAAAGAAGAAAACCAAACUGAAGAAACUAAAAAAGUUGAAUUUGAUCUCGACCAAGAAGCAACAUUGCCAAACUCACUCACACAAUCCAGUGUUUUCACCAGCACUCCAUUCAGAAAGAAGAGUCUGCAAGAGGUUGAAGAAACGUAUCCCAGCUUGAAUAUAUACAACGAAAACGUUGAGGAUCCGGAAAAAAUUGAAGAAGAUCUACAAUUUUCAUCCAACUUCACUCCCCUGGACGAAAAUGAAAGAAACCUAAACUACUCGUUGGAAACCUGGGAUAAUUUUCUGGGCAAAACCAUGGAUACGCAGGAUCACGAAGAAGAAAUGUUUAAUAGUCUUAUAUCGGCACCAAAAAAUUUUAUCGAAUGCGAUGAAGUUCUAGAUUGUAAUCCCCCGGAUUUAAUAAAGGAUUUGGGGGCUUCCGAAAGGCAAUACACUCCGGAUAAUACUCCAGAAAACGAAACGUACGUUUUGGAAAAUCCAAGCGAUGAAGUGGACGAUGCGAGCGAAGACAACACGUUCAUCAUCAACAGACUGGAUGAUGAUGAUGAUGACGAUGAGAAAGACGAAGGUGGAACGUGGGAAUCAGGCGGCGGUUGGUUCUUACAUCCUCGAUCGAACGACGAAGACGUUUCGGGCGAAAUGGAAACAAACACGAAACACAAAGACAGCUACGUCGGUUUCAAUAUGGACGACGAGAUCAUGGCUGCCAUACGAAACGAACUACUAACAAAACUUCCCCAUGCUCAGGGCACAGCCAGUGAGAACGUCAAAGAGGACGAGGAAUGGGAGACUGAGGAAAGAAGUGAAGUUUUUUUGAAGUACAAUGUUUACCAUGCGCCGCUCUCCCCCAUUCCCGAAGAGGAUAGUUUGUUCGAGAGUUGUUCAGGAGAUACCACACCAAGGCAAAAUUCAGAAUGCGACAGUUACAGUUCAGAAUACGAAGACCAAGAAGAAGAAGUCAUGCCGCAAGAUACAGAAACAGUUUCUGUGCAUCGUUCGGAAAGUACACACACUAAUUUGCACAGACAAACCCCAAGUCAAGAGUCUUGUUGCUCGAAUGACACCUUGUUUAACUUGGAAGAGUUGGUCUGCAUAACCGAUCAGGAAUACAAUAAGAAUGCUGUGGAAGAUUCAUUUAAUAAACGAGAAAAUGAAAUCGUUGAAAUUAAAACCCCAGAAAUAGUUUCCAAUAAAUGUAUAGAGGAUUUUCUGCAAUCGGAAAGGGAAAGUAGUUCGGUGACUUUAAUAAAAGUUGAAUCUUGUGAGGACGAAUCGAGUUCUGAAACUCCAUCUACGUCCACGGAUCCUUUGUUGUUGUACAACAAAAAGUCGUUUGUUCCUCCGUUACCUUCUCCCGAGGAUAAACCUUGGAAACAGUUGCCUGCUUCUCAGUUGACUUAUGAUAAAGUUAAUUAUACCAACGUUAGGGAAAUUAAUGAACCAAGUGCAAACAUUUACGAGAAUGAUGAAAUUGGUCAGAACGAAAAACAGGAAGUGUACGAGUAUGUUGAUAAAUUUAAAAAAAUUGAUACAAAUACAAGAGGGGAUGAAAUAUAUGACGAUGUUGAUACAGAUACAUUAUAUGAUAAUGUUGAUACAAAUACGAGAAGUGAUGAAUUAUAUGAUAGUGUAGAUAAUGUAGAAAAUAUAAACCCAAAUAAAACCAAAGCAGCAGAUCAAGAAGUCUAUGAAAACGUCCCCAGUGCUAAAAAGAGUGAGAUCAACCCCGAAUACAAAAACGGGGACGACCUAAAUGUAGUGUACGAAAACAUCGAAAACGUGAGAGAUUUUUACAAUGAAGCCGAUUACGCGACCCUGGUUAAUCUCGAAAAUACAAAAAAUUCGGCGGACUUCAACACGAAGCUGACGCCGGACGAGUGCGAAGAUACCGACGAAUUAAUUAUCAGUCAGGACGAUGACGAUUUGUUUGGAGUUUUAACCGAUAUCAGGUUUAGCGGGCCCACCGACAGCCAAUUUAUGUCGACGUCGUUCAGCGAGAGUAACGACAACGACGAGCAAGAUUGGGAUAGCGGGUCGGAUACCAGAUCCAGCUCUAGCGGAGAAUUCAUUUGGAAGUUGGAUGAUAUUAAACCUUUGGAGGGUAUAGAAGAAGAAGCAUAUAGUGAAGGUAGUGUAAGUAGCGGUUGCACGAGUAGCGAUGAAGGGGAAAACCCGGAGUUUGUUCCUUCGGCGUGGGAUAAAUUUGCCACGCCUACGAAAUCUGCGCUCAGAUCUCCAGAGAAAACGUUGGAAAAGGAGGAAAAGAAGACAAGGGGCGUUUGGUUUAAGAAACAAAAAUACCAUUGCGUUUAUGAGUAUCCAAGAGAACCAGAAAGUCCUGUAUUACAAAGCCAAGAUUUGUGGAAACCACAAUCAGAUUUUACUUCGUUUGGAGACUGGGACUUUGAUGCAGAUACUUAUUUACCUCCACCCACCGGCGAUACCGAUAUUUUAAACCUUAACAACUACCAACCUCCAAACUACAAUAAAGGUAGAAAUCUGUACGAACUCGUCGACAUAUCCGAACCAACGGGCAAUUCCGCCGGCAACGAUGACGAAUUCUUUAUAAGCGGAUCGGCGCGCCCCUUCGACAUGAUCAGCAGCCUAAGUUCUCAGUUUUUCCCCGGCAGCAACAGCCAUUGGGCGCCGGAAAACAUGACCCCAGACAGCGGCGUCGAAGACAUAACCCCUGGUAGUCUGAUAGACGACUACCCAUCGGUGGCGUCGCGGAAAUUUAAUGCGGUACCGUCGCUUAAAACGCUUGCGGCCGAAGUGUCGAACAAAUCGAAAAGGCAAAAUGUUAAUAACGUGUUGGGUGGUCUGCGACACACGAGGAAUAAAUUGAAGUUGGAUUUGCCACCGAGCCCGAGCGCUUUCACGAUCAAUAAAACUUUUACGGUGGAGUCUGAUAUUGAACCGGUGGUACUGAGGGAAAAGCCAACGUUUACAACGUUCGGUAAAAGUCGGUUUUUGGUUCAGCAAGUCGACACUCCAGAUGGCGCUAUGGAUAACAAAAAUGUUUCGUUUGAAGCAUUGCCUUAUAAACCACUUAAAACUUUCGAAGUUGAAGAGAAAAACAAGGAAAACCUAAACGAGCCACUGACAACAAUAAAAAGCCAAAUUAUCAAGGAAGAUUUCGAAUCUGACAAGUUAAAAACCAAAAUCGAAAAAGUAAAAGGGGAGGCCAGUCUGUUGGAUAGUGCAGAUGAAGACAGUGGCAUAGAGUCAAGUACCUUAGAAAGAAAACUAAAUAAUGUUUUGUAGAAAAUCAUCACAUUUACCUUAAUUAAGUAAUAUAGUUUGAUAUAUUACAAAUUAACAAAGUUAAACGUAGAAUUGGAUCCAAAAAAACAUAAAAUUGUUAGGAAUUAACACAAACUUAUCAUGCAAGUAUAAUGCACAUCAUAUUUAACGCAAUAUUAAUUUUACUCUACCAUAUGCAAUAUUCUCAACUUAACAGAAGUUAUUUAUUUAAUCAUUUUAAUUCCUCAUUUUAAUAAAAUGCAAAUUUAGCAAAUAACUGUUUAUUUUCUCAAACAUUUUCAUAUUUUUGCGUUUAUUAAUUUCACUAGUUAAAAAUUCACAUUUUUAAAUUCCUGUUAAAGGGUACUUAAUUUUUUAAAUAAUAACGAACGUAAUUAAAAAAUCUCUUACCAUUUUAAACAGACAAAAGUAAAAAUACUUACAUUAGUUGUGUUGUAUGAAAGUAGUGUCAAAGUUCUGAAAGUAAAUGUUGUGUUUAUUCGUUUUAUUGUUAAAAUAUCAUUUUGGGUAAAUUACAAUGGUCAACAGCCAUUUUGCCUCAGGGUGGCUAACAAAUUUUCUAGGGUAAUUUUGGUGCGCUUAUUCCAAAUAUAACUAUAAUUACUUAAACAAUAAUAAAAUUACUAUAUUUAAUUGAAUAUAGUAACGUACCCUUAAAAACCAAUUACUUACUAUGUUUUAACAAAGAAAACAAUAUUUCUAUUUAAAUACCUUGCGUGAUCACUUUCAGUGUACAUGCAAAUUUUUUAUUAAAAUUAGAUUAGAAUAAAUUUAACUGAAUGAAAUUAACACUACUAUUGUCCUUAUCACUUGGUAUUUAUUUAUAUUAUAUGUUCAUAAGAACCUGGUUUAUCCAAAACAAUUAUUUCACGGUACCAUAAUUCCAACUAUACAUAGGAAAAACACCUAUCAAGGGUUUUCUUUAAACAAAAUUGUUUUUACAAAUGUUACUUAACAUUCCGCUCGCCACUCCAGAAAUGAAUGUUUCAACAACAAUAAUUGUUAGGUAAUCUGUACCUAUUUAUAAUCCACUUUAAUUGUACAUUAACGAAUAUUUCCUUAAUCUCCUCAAAAUUAAUAUUUUAUCUUCAAAAGAUUUCUCUCACUAAGUUAGAAAUAAAUAUGGCUUAAUAAUUGUUUACACCCCAAAACCAUAGAAAAAUUAAAAUAGAACAUUUAGUACUCAAGAUACUCUUGUAUAGGUUAUAUGUGGUUUAAAAUAUUUUUAAUUUUCACAGGUAGUUUGUUAAAGUCAAUUAUUUAUUUUAUUUUGUUUAAAAUAGGUUUUUUUAAGUACUUACUUUAUGAAUGUGGAUAAUUUAUUUUUGUUAGUUAAAUUAUCUACAUGACCAAUGAUCCUUGGUUAAAGUAUUUGAUUAAAAAAAUAUAAAUAAAUAUACAAGGU